AAUUUUUCCAAUUCAAUCUCUGACAGCUCUCACAAUAAAAUCUAGUCUUGUGUUUUCAUCCGACAAUCCACUCGUAGCAGAGCUCGAACUACACUCACUGAGGACAGCGGAUCACUUCAAAAGAUGAGCGCAGACGAAAUUCACAGUCAGUAUGACACCAUCUUGAUCCUGGACUUUGGAUCUCAAUACUCUCACUUGAUCACUCGAAGAUGCCGAGAGCUCAGCGUGUAUUGCGAGAUGCUGCCUUGCACCCAGAAGAUCAAAGAUUUGUCCUGGAAGCCAAAGGGUAUCAUCCUUUCUGGCUCCCCGUAUUCAGUUUACGACCCAGAGGCCCCUCAUGUCGAUCCCGACGUCUUUACCCUUGGUGUUCCCGUUCUCGGGAUCUGCUAUGGACUGCAAGAGAUCGCUCGAACACACGGUGGACAGGUCGAGGCUCACUCCCAUCGAGAAUAUGGAUAUGCCAAGAUCCAAGUGGAGAAGGUGGGAUCUCACGGUGACAGACUGUUCGACGGCAUAGACAUGGACACAGAUGGGAUGCAGGUUUGGAUGUCUCAUGGUGACCAGCUCACUUCCCUCCCACCUGGCUUCAAGGUCAUCGCUCACACUCCCACAUCCCCUUACACUGCCAUUGCUCACGAGAUUGAGCACGUCUUCGGAGUCCAAUUCCACCCUGAAGUCUCUCAUAGCCCGAAGGGCAAAGAGGUCAUUGCGGCCUUUGUACACAACGUCUGUGGUAUCAAGGGUGGAUGGAGUAUGGACUCGUUUAUCCCGAAAGAGAUCGCUAGGAUCAGGGAGAUCUGCGGAGAGAAGGGCCAGGUCAUCGGAGCUGUUUCUGGAGGUGUUGACUCGACCGUCGCUGCCAAACUCAUGCACGAGGCUAUUGGUGAUCGAUUCCACGCCAUCAUGGUCGACAACGGAGUCUUGAGGAAAGACGAGGCCAAAAAAGUGCACGAAAUGCUCACGGAGAAUCUCGGAGUCAACCUUCACGUUGUGGAUGCCUCUGAGCUCUUCCUAUCACGGCUCAGGGGCGUCGAAGACCCCGAGAAGAAACGAAAGAUUAUCGGCAACACUUUCAUCGAAGUAUUCGAGGACGAAGCGCUCAAACUCGAAGCCGCGGCCGAAAAGGAAGUCGAGGAGAAGGGCGGCGAGGCCAAAGGAAAGAUUGAAUGGCUGCUUCAGGGAACACUAUACCCUGAUGUCAUCGAGAGUAUUAGCUUUAAAGGACCCAGUGCGACCAUCAAGACGCAUCACAAUGUCGGAGGAUUGCUGGAGGAUAUGAAGUUGAAAUUGAUCGAGCCAUUGAGAGAACUGUUCAAGGACGAGGUCCGAGCUCUGGGUCGAUUACUGAACAUUCCUGCUCAUCUCGUUGGACGACACCCUUUCCCAGGUCCCGGGUUAGCCAUUCGAAUCCUCGGAGAAGUCACUCGCGAGCAAAUCACCAUCUUACAGCAUGCGGACGACAUUUACAUCGAGGAAAUCAGAGCAGCUGGAUUGUAUGACCAGAUCAGUCAAGCGUUCGCGGCCUUGUUGCCCGUCAAAGCGGUUGGUGUCGCUGGAGAUGCUAGGACGUACGAUCAGGUGAUCGCUCUGAGAGCAGUUUCCACAGAGGACUUUAUGACUGCCGAUUGGUUUGCUUUCCCACCGGCUGUCCUGAAGAAGAUUUCAUCUAGAAUAACGAAUGAGGUCAAAGGUGUUAACAGAGUCACGUAUGACAUCACAUCUAAACCUCCAGGAACGGUCGAAUGGUUGUAAAAUGGGUCGUUGGUGUGCAUGCUUUGACGAGGCUCUAAAUUGCGUCAGCCUCGUGGUU
This is a messenger RNA of Kockovaella imperatae, 1810 nucleotides long. RefSeq lists its product as hypothetical. Gene Ontology annotation, molecular function: GMP synthase activity; GMP synthase (glutamine-hydrolyzing) activity; ATP binding. Gene Ontology annotation, biological process: GMP biosynthetic process. The record is from RefSeq and is a predicted model, not a curated record. Gene Ontology annotation, cellular component: cytosol. NCBI's taxonomy places the organism in Eukaryota, Fungi, Basidiomycota, Tremellomycetes, Tremellales, Cuniculitremaceae. The transcript is spliced from 11 exons. Bases 124 to 1752 code for a protein of 542 amino acids.